Molecule: messenger RNA, 672 nt
Organism: Boeremia exigua
Lineage: Eukaryota; Fungi; Ascomycota; Dothideomycetes; Pleosporales; Didymellaceae
Exons: 2
Coding region: 1-672 (223 amino acids)
Molecular function (GO): chitin binding
Source: RefSeq, a predicted model, not a curated record
AUGAAGUUCGCCGCUGUCGCUAUCUUCUCCCUCGCUGCGGGUGUCUUCGCUCAAGUCGACCCCGAGCACUGCGGUCCUCAGUAUGGCAACUUGGUUUGCAAGGACAACAACUGCUGCUCUCAGUACGGAUGGUGCGGUAGCACCAAGGACCACUGCGAUGCCUCCACCUGCCUGAAGUCCUUCUCUGCCCCCGGCUCAUCCUGCGCACCCAAGGCCUCCACUACAAUGAAGACCACCACGAAGGCCUCCGCACCCACAUCUCCCGCGCAGACCUUCCCCGCCUCAGUCCCCGUCAUCGACGUCUGCGGCCACGCCCAGGGCGGCGUCACCUGCCCCGGCGCCGGAGCCAACGGCUACUUCUACCGCUGCUGCUCGUCUGCCGGCCACUGUGGCCCCAAGAACGAUAUCCAGGACCAGUCUCUCUACUGCGGCGAUGGCUGCCAGGCCGGCUUCGGAAAAUGCGACACCCAGAAGGCUCCGUCCGAGCCCACAGUCGCCCGCGGCGCUGAUUCCGGCGAGGGCGAGACUUGUGGCCCGAUAGUAAACCGCAAAUGCCAGGCUGGAUUGUGCUGCUCUGGAUCGAACUUCUGCGGUACCGGCGAGGAUUUCUGUGGUGCUGCCAACUGGUGCCAGAAGAACUGGAGUGGAUCGACGAACCUGUGCAAGGUUUAG